Messenger RNA from Corylus avellana, 1369 nucleotides. Its product is annotated as endonuclease V family protein. Gene Ontology annotation, biological process: DNA repair. The record is from RefSeq and is a predicted model, not a curated record. Gene Ontology annotation, cellular component: nucleolus; cytoplasm. Gene Ontology annotation, molecular function: single-stranded RNA binding; RNA endonuclease activity producing 5'-phosphomonoesters, hydrolytic mechanism. Lineage: Eukaryota; Viridiplantae; Streptophyta; Magnoliopsida; Fagales; Betulaceae.
CGAGUUUCCGUGCGUUACCAAACACAGCACAUUCCUGGGAAUGAUUCCGGGAUUCCGUGAACCGAUAGCAAAUUGGAUUGUAGACGACACACAAUCCCACUGUUUGGUUGCUCGGAAAAGCUAAAUCCCGACAUGGAAAAGCUAUCACCGGAUACCUCACCUGCCUCACAAGACCACAAGCAUUGGAUCGAGGCUCAAGAUAUGCUUAAGCGAAGAUUGAUCACAGAGGAUGAUUUCACAUGGAAAUUGCCAACAACAACAUCCGCAGAGGAAGAGGUGGAGAUGUUGAGGUAUGUGGGUGGGGUCGACAUGAGCUUCUCGAAGGAGGACCCAUCAGUUGCUUGUGGGACACUUGUGGUAUUGGACACUCAGAAUCUCCAAGUUGUCUAUGAGGAUUACUCUCUGGUCACCCUUGAUGUCCCUUAUGUUCCUGGUUUCCUUGCCUUCAGAGAGGCUCCGAUUCUUCUAGAGCUUUUGCAGAGAAUGAAGAAAAGCGAUGCUAGUGUUUUCUACCCACAGUUGUUAAUGGUUGAUGGAAAUGGAAUACUUCAUCCUCGAGGUUUUGGCUUGGCUUGCCAUCUAGGUGUUUUGGCUGACCUCCCUACAAUUGGAAUUGGAAAGAAUCUGCAUCAUGUGGAUGGUCUGUCUUAUUCUGGAGUGAGACAACUUCUUGAAGCCAACAAAAACUAUUCCAAAGAUUUUAUUACCUUGACUGGAUGCUCUGGGCACGUAUGGGGAGUGGCAAUGAGAUCUACGCAGGGUGCCUUGAAGCCUAUAUUUGUUUCAGUUGGUCAUCGUGUAUCACUUGAUACUGCCAUCAGAAUUGUUAAAAUGACUUGCAAGUAUCGUGUGCCAGAGCCUAUCCGGCAGGCUGAUAUUAGGUCAAGGGAAUACCUGCGGCAGCGUCAAAUGGGAAUGUCAGAGUGAUGCAACUUCAUGGAUCUGGGAAUGUAGUUGGUGAGAUCGAGUAUGUAUUGUACAUGAAUGAUAGUUGGAGUUGGUGGCUCUUUAGGGAUCCCUCAUCUAGUAUCCCUCAGAAAGAAGAUUAAGUUGGCCCUUGCGAACAACUUGAUGCACUAUCUCCCUUCAACCCUUUGAAUGAUUGAACUUUUUGCAGAGAAACAUGGAGAUCAAAUAGAGCAUUGGGGUAAAUGUAAUUUUGAAUCCCUUAUUUUAUUUUAUUCUUUUCAGUUUCUCUGUUGAUAGUCUGGUGGAGUCAGAAUAGUUUGUGAGUUUGCCCUUUGGUGGGGUUGUAAAUGAUGUAUGUAUUAGUCAGCUUAUCAGUGUCAAACGAUUCUGGAAUAUUUUCCAUGUAUGGUUUCUGUCAAUUUAACAGUCAUUGGGUUUAUUUUCUGACAACAAAAUUGAA